AUAUUGUUGUGAUUGCGGAAGUGUUCGGAUUUCUAGUAAGCGCAGUUCCUUACAUCAAUCAGGCUUGCGAGUCGGAUAGUCGUUGGAUCUCGAUUUGGGCUCGAUAUACUGUAUGUAGGGUCUCCAUUUUACCUCGCGACUGGCCCUGGCCUUCACGUUUGUCGUGUUCCAGGUUGGGCCGCGGCCAUGGCGGACCACAGCGACAUCAGUCUGCCGCCGGAGGAGCGCGUGCGCAUCCUUACCAAGAAGGGGAGCUGGGUGGACAUCAAUGACGAGGUGCCCCUGCGCCGCUACUUCCGCUCGGGCAUGGAGAUGAUCCGCAUGGCCAACAUCUACGCCGAGGAGGGCAGCAUUGAGCGGGCGUUUGUCCUCUACAAUAAGUACAUCACGCUCUUCGUAGAAAAGCUUCCCAAGCAUCUGGAUUACAAAACGGCAAAUAUUCCAGAGAAAAAGGACACUCAAAAGAAAUUGAAGGACGUGGCUUUUCCUCAAGCUGAAAUCCUGAAGAAAGCCCUUCUCAAGCGAUUUGAACAAGACUAUGAUCAGUAUUGCGUCAAGAAGAAAGCGGAGGAGGAGGCUCUGGCUCUGCAGCAGUCGCGCCAGCGGGCCCUGGAUGCCGAGCGGGAACGCGUGGCCGAGAUGCAGCGGCGGCAGCAGGAGCAGGAACAGUUCAGCGCCUUUGAGGAGAUGAUCCGGCGGCAGGACCUGGAGCGAGAGCGCCAGCGCGUUCUCCAGGAGUUCGGCCAGCCCUCCGCGCCUCCCCAGGACACGCCGCUCAUCCCGGGCAUCCAGGGCCCGCCCGCGCCGCCGCACAGCCCCCGCGACUCGGCCGGGAACCGCCCUCCCUCGUCCGCCGCCCUGCCCAACUUCGACCGUUCCCUUAAGCCCGGCUCGCUGCUCAGCCCCGGGAACAACGACUUGACGGUGGAUGCCCUCCGCCAGCUGCUCGUGCCGUCGGAACUGUGCCGAAGUUUCCUGCGACUGGCCGAGGCCAACACCAGCCGAGCGGUCGAAACCUGCGGCAUCCUCUGCGGAAAACUGACCAGAAACAUAUUCAGCGUAACGCACGUCAUCGUUCCCAAGCAAUGCGGCGGCCCCGACUAUUGCGACACGGAAAAUGAAGAGGAGCUCUUCCUCAUACAGGACCAGUAUGAUCUCAUCACCCUGGGCUGGAUCCAUACUCACCCAACGCAGACGGCGUUCCUGUCCAGCGUGGACCUGCACACGCACUGUUCGUACCAGAUGAUGCUGCCCGAGGCCAUCGCCAUUGUCUGCUCGCCCAAGUUCAAUGAGAUCGGCUACUUCAGAUUGACAGAUCGGGGAACCAAUGAGAUCUCCUCGUGUAAGCAGAAGGGCUUUCACCCUCACAGUAAAGACCCGCCUCUAUUUACCCAUGCCGGCCAUGUCACCAUCUCCAACGACGCCGUUUCCGUGAUGGAUUUGCGGUGAUUUGAGGAUUUCCCCCCCCCCCCCCCCUUUCUUUUCUUUCCACCUCCUCCCAUUCCUCCUGCGAUGACACUUGGACUGUUUUAUCACACCGGAGAGUUUUUAUUUGUUUCCAGGAUUUGUCUUCAUAUCGUUCUGUGGACUAGGAGUGUUUUCCGAAAAGGGG
Molecule: messenger RNA, 1612 nt
Organism: Hippocampus zosterae (dwarf seahorse)
Lineage: Eukaryota; Metazoa; Chordata; Actinopteri; Syngnathiformes; Syngnathidae
Product: STAM-binding protein-like A
Exons: 10
Coding region: 187-1449 (420 amino acids)
Biological process (GO): protein K63-linked deubiquitination
Cellular component (GO): endosome; cleavage furrow
Molecular function (GO): metal-dependent deubiquitinase activity; protein binding; K63-linked deubiquitinase activity
Source: RefSeq, a predicted model, not a curated record